AUGCCGCCCAGAGACAAGCCCGACCACCGCCUCGGUCCGGCCAUCAGCGGCCACUUACGACCAAGCCCCAGCGCCGGCAUUUCUCACCGAUUUACGUGGCGCCGGCCCAGACUAGCCUGGGCCGCCCGGCCCGUCUCUACGAUGAAGGCGCGCGACCGCCAGAACCAGGUGUGGUCUGCUCCCGCCACAGCGCCCAACAGCGGCGGCCCCGAUGACGGUCCGGUGCAUGAUAUGCACCAAGAUCUUGAGCGUGCACAUCGUGAACGCCUGCCCGGGGCACGAAUUAUGAUUGCGCGGCCGCGCAGCGUCCAGCACAUAGACCCAGACCACGCCUGGCUCCAGCCGGCCGAGUUUAUCAGUCAGUCCAGCGAUGGGAGCAGCAUACUAGGCGUUUUGCAGCGCCUCGAGGAUGUCUGUUUCAAUUUCCACGUGCCCUUCCUCUCCAUGCCGUCGGCCCCCGGGUCGAAGAUCUAUGAGCUGCGGGCGGUCUUGUCAUACAAUCCUGCAAGCGAUGAGUGCGAAUUCUUCUGCAAUUCACACGACGUGUGCUUGGUAGGGGAGAGCGCCAAUCAAAGUCAUUUGUUGAAACAGGGACAGAUACAAGAUAUCGAACCUGGCAUGUGGACUAUUGUCGUGCCCUCGAUCCCGACGCCUGGUGGGAAUGGCCUCGGCCGUUGGUGGCCGGUUGUGAAAUUCUUGUUGUUGAAGCGCACGUUUGCAAGUACUGUGACGCGUCCAACAGCAUCAGAAAGCGAUGGAACGGCAACAUCGUCGACUACGGAUGAUUACAUGGUGAACAUGGCCUUAAGAACCAAGCGCUCCGCGGAAACAGUUGCAGAGUUUGUCAUGGGAACUGUUGAGUCGUCCGAAUCUGACAAGACACUGCCAAACAUCUCGAAAAAUGAGAUCCUUGAGCCCGAUACGGGCCCAUUCUAUCAGCUUCGAGACGAAGAGACCCUGCAAGUCACGACGAAACCAGCCGGAGGCGAUGAUGCAAAAAUUGAGCAGCGUUAUGCCAGAACAGCAGAGUCAUAUCGAGUCAAACGUCUGGAAAGGAUUGAUCGAAAUACACGGUCGAGCGUUUUUGUUUGCACACAUAGCAAGCUCCCACACACGACCCUCGUCGCGAAAGCUCUCAAUGUCGGACCAAGCAUUCGCAGCUCGAUUGCGUCCCUGGCCAACCAUUGGGCCAACGAAAUGGAAAUACUGAGGACGUUGGACCACAAAAAUAUUGUGAAAAUCUUCAUGUGGGAUGCGCGGGUCUAUACCGUGUACUUGGAGCACCUACCCGACUCUCUAGCAUCUUAUCCGAAAGGAUACUUUACCAGCAAGGAUGCCGAAAGAAUACUGCUCGAUGUCGCCUCCGCACUAGCCUAUCUCGAAGAGGAGAAAAUCUGCCACAACGACAUCAAGCCGCGCAACAUUGCUUACUCGCCUGAACGCGGCGCCGUGGUGCUCGACUUUGGGCUGGCCACCCGCGGCCGCUGGGUGCCGCCAAACGCCGGCGGCACGGCGUGGUACCUGCCCCCCGAGAUUGUCGAAAACGGCCCCCGGUCCUCGCCGAGCAGUGUAUGGGCGCUGGGAAUCACGAUGCUCUACGUGCUGGGCAAGAUUGGCGCGCCAGAGGAGUUUGGCCGCGCGUGGGCGUUUCACAACAUGCAGGACCCCAAUGGACCCGAUCGUCGUGCCAUGGAAGGAUGGCUGGACUAUAUAUUAUUCGACGUAGUGGCCGAGCUGGACAUGGGAGACCCGAUGCAGCACGUAAUUUCGUGCAUGAUGGAACAGCAGCCAAAUGAUCGUCCCUCAGCUCAUCAGAUCGAGCCACUGCUGAAAGGGGAGCAGGAACGGACGGCAAGACUAAGUGUUUGA
Molecule: messenger RNA, 1869 nt
Organism: Cordyceps militaris CM01
Lineage: Eukaryota; Fungi; Ascomycota; Sordariomycetes; Hypocreales; Cordycipitaceae
Product: Protein kinase-like domain
Exons: 2
Coding region: 1-1869 (622 amino acids)
Biological process (GO): mitotic DNA damage checkpoint signaling; protein phosphorylation
Cellular component (GO): nucleus
Molecular function (GO): protein serine/threonine kinase activity; ATP binding
Source: RefSeq, a predicted model, not a curated record